AUGGCAUCUUACACGGUCAAUUCGACCAAGUCGUACAUGCAGGCAAUGCAGCCUAUGAUCGAAAUGUUGAACAGUCUUACUGGGACGCUGGUCUCAGAAUCAGUCACUAGAAGUCCUCCAUCCAUAGACAAUGAAAACGUGAAGAUCACACCCUUGGACAAGAUUCUAGGCCAAUUUGAAGAUGUUUCUACCGAUUUAUUAGACCAGAUUGGCAUUGGCGGACCGGAAGCUGAUAAUGCGGCUGUUUUAAGAGAAAUUGAACAGGAAUGUAGUCGGAUAAGCAAAGCUAGAGGACAGGACUCGAAUGAAAUAUUAGCUAUAAUCAAGACAACAUUGUCAGACGAAGUUGGAGAGGAACAGCUCCAGUCGUCUUUGUUUGAUAUUUUAGGUUUUGAGGAGUUUGAGUUGAUCGGAAAAAUCGUUCAGAACAAACAAGUAGUAAUAGGCGAAAAGCAGCAAGACGAUAUAGAUACUGAGCCGAAGUUGCUCACCGCCGCCGAACGGGCCCAGUUGUUGAUAGAUAACCACCAGAAGACGAAAAACCAGAAACUCGCACCCAAGAGUUUAACGCAGCAGUAUCCAAAUGUGUUCAAAAAUCCUGAUGUAGGCAAUAUGAUUUCUGUCACGGGCAAGAAAUUCUCACUUCCAGUAGGUACUACCAGAGAAUCGCAUGCCACACACGAGGAAAUCAUUAUACCUUACCCUGAGCAGAAGGCCAACAGAUGGAUCCUGGACUCGAACCUCGUCAAAGUUUCUCAGUUGGAUUUUCUCUGUCAGGGCACGUUUAAGAACUACCAGACAUUGAACAAGAUGCAGAGUUUGGUGUAUCCUGUAGCAUACAACACCAAUGAAAACAUGUUGGUGUGUGCCCCUACUGGUGCUGGUAAAACAGAUGUUGCAUUGUUGACGAUUUUGCAUUGUAUAAACCAGUUUGUAACAGAAACUGUGAGUGACGAAGGCGACGUCACCGUAGAUAUUGAUUACGACGAGUUUAAGAUUGUCUAUGUGGCACCGCUCAAAGCAUUGGCAGCAGAAAUUGUAGAAAAGUACAGUAAGAAACUCCAAUGGCUUGGUAUUAAUGUGAGGGAGUUGACAGGUGAUAUGCAAUUGUCCAGGGCAGAGAUUAUGACAACUCAGAUCAUUGUCACUACGCCUGAGAAAUGGGACGUAGUAACAAGAAAGCUGAACGGUGAUUCAGAAUUGGUGUCGAAAGUUAAAUUGCUUAUUAUAGAUGAAGUCCACUUGUUACACGAAGAUAGAGGUUCAGUUAUCGAGACAUUGGUGGCACGUACCUUAAGACAGGUGGAAAGCUCGCAACAGAUGAUUCGGGUGAUUGGUCUUUCAGCUACGUUGCCCAACUUUAUGGAUGUAGCUGAUUUUUUGGGAGUAAAUAGAAACAUCGGGAUGUUUUACUUUGACCAGACGUUUAGACCCGUACCUUUGCAACAGCAGCUUAUAGGUGUAAGAGGUAAAUCCGGAUCCAAGAUAGCUCGAGAGAACAUCGAUAAGGUAUCGUAUGAGAAGUUGGCCGAUUACGUCAACCAGGGCUUACAGGUAAUGGUGUUUGUGCAUUCUAGAAAAGAUACUGUCAAAUCGGCUCGUACAUUUAUACAGAUAGCACAAGACCAUCAGGAACUAGGCAUCUUUGACACUUCUGGAACAGAAGCUUACCAGAAGUACAGCAGAGAAGUAUCCAACAAGAACAGAAACAAAGACAUGAAAGAGUUAUUUCAAAACGGAUUUGGAGUCCACCAUGCUGGAAUGCUUAGAACGGAUCGUAAUCUCACUGAGAGGAUGUUUGAAAGUGGUGCUAUAAAGGUAUUGUGCUGUACUGCUACACUUGCAUGGGGUGUCAAUUUGCCUGCUGCUGUAGUUAUUGUAAAAGGCACACAGGUCUACGAUUCGAAACAGGGUGGUUUUAUAGAUUUGGGAAUUUCUGACGUUAUUCAAAUCUUUGGUCGUGCUGGUAGACCACAGUACGAAAAGUUUGGUACGGGUAUUCUUUGCACCACCAGCGACAAAUUAGACCAUUAUGUUUCAUUGAUCACACAGCAACAUCCUAUAGAGUCUAAACUAGCAGAAAAGAUUACAGACAAUUUGAAUGCCGAGAUCUCGUUGGGCACUGUGACCAACAUCGACGAAGGGGUACAAUGGCUAGGCUACACGUAUAUGAUGGUGAGAAUGCGCCAGAAUCCAUUUGCAUAUGGUAUCGACUGGAAGGAGCUCAAGGAGGAUCCUUUGUUGACCAACAGAAGACGAGAAAUGAUCAUCACAGCUGCUAGAAGAUUGCAUUAUCUUCAAAUGAUUAUCUUUGAAGAAAACUCGGGUUCCUUUACAGCCAAAGAUUUGGGCAGAAUUGCUUCUGACUUCUACUUGUUGAACAACUCAGUGGAAAUUUUCAAUCAGAUGCUUAAUCCAAAGGUGACGGAAGCCGAUGUCUUGUCUAUGAUAAGUAUGAGCAGUGAAUUCGACAGCAUCAAGUUCCGUGAGGAGGAGUCUGAAGAAUUGAAGAAACUCUUGGAAAACGACUCCCCUUGUCAAAUAGCUGGAGAUGUCGAGUCGACUCAAGGUAAGACAAAUAUCUUGUUACAAGCCUUCGUGUCUCAGGCCACCAUCAAAGACUCUGCUUUGAUCUCGGAUUCCAACUACGUAGCUCAGAACUCAGCUCGUAUUUGUAGAGCUUUGCUUUUGGUAGGUAUAAAUAGACGCUGGGGUACGUUCAUGAAGAUUAUGUUAUCGAUUUGCAAGUCUAUCGACAAGCGAAUCUGGGCUUUUGAACACCCAUUGUCGCAGUUUGAUUUGCCAGAAACAGUUUUGAGAAACAUAAGAGCCAAAAAUCCCUCGAUGGAAACUCUCAGGGAUAUGGAAUCGGCUGAACUUGGAGACCUUGUCCAUAAUAAUCGUAUGGGAAAUGUCUUGUACAAAUUGGUAGGCAGAUUCCCCUACGUGGACAUCUUUUCUGAGAUCUUUCCUAUAACCAGUAAUGUGAUGAGAGUUCAUGUCAGUUUGGAGCCUGACUUUGUGUGGGACGAAAGAUAUCAUGGGAAUGCACAAAUAUUCUGGUUGACCGUUGAAGAGUCUGACCAGUUUGAGAUUUUGCAUGUAGAAAAAUUCAUCUUGAACAAGAAGCAGAUGAGAAGUCCUCAUGAAAUGGACUUUAUGAUUCCUUUGACAGACCCAUUGCCUCCUCAGAUCAUUGUAAGGCUUGUGUCUGAUUCAUGGAUUGGUUCUGAAAGUGUUCAUGCCAUUUCUUUCCAGCAUUUGAUCAGACCUUCCAACGAAACAUUGAGAACCAAUCUAUUGAAGUUGCAACCAUUGCCCAUUACAGCCUUACACAAUCCUGAAGUGCAGGCCAUUUAUGACAAGAAGUUCCGUUACUUCAAUCCAAUGCAAACGAUGACUUUCCACUCUUUGUAUAACGACAACUCCAGUGUAUUUGUAGGUUCUCCAACUGGUUCUGGUAAGACUGUCGUCGCAGAGUUGGCCAUCUGGCAUGCUUUCAAGCAGUUUCCCGGGUCCAAGGUUGUCUAUAUUGCUCCGAUGAAAGCAUUAGUCAGAGAAAGAGUGGAUGAUUGGAGAGCUAGAAUAUGUAAGAAUACCAGCUACAAGUUGGUAGAAUUAACGGGUGACUCGCUACCGGAAGCUAAGGAGGUUAGAGAGGCAGAUAUCAUCAUCACGACUCCUGAAAAAUUCGAUGGUAUAUCACGUAACUGGCAAACCAGAAAGUUUGUUCAGCAGGUUUCGUUGGUGAUAAUGGAUGAAAUACAUUUACUUGCCAGCGAUCGUGGACCAAUUUUGGAGAUGAUUGUUAGUCGUAUGAACUACAUUUCAUCACAGACGAAGAUGCCCAUUCGUCUUUUGGGCAUGUCUACUGCUGUUUCCAAUGCCUUUGACAUGGCUGGCUGGUUAGGAGUGAAACAAGGUUUGUUCAACUUCUCUUCUUCUGUACGUCCGGUUCCAUUGCAAAUGUAUAUCGAUGGUUUUCCUGACAACUUGGCUUUCUGUCCAUUGAUGAAGACAAUGAACAAACCCGCAUUCAUGGCAAUCAAGCAACAUUCGCCUUCUAAGCCAGUGUUGAUCUUUGUGGCUUCCCGUAGACAAACCAGACUCACUGCUUUAGAUCUUAUUCAUUUGUGCGGUAUGGAGUCCGACCCUCGUCGCUUCUUGAAGAUGCCUGAGUCUGAAUUGGAAGAAGUCCUAGCAGAUGUCAAGGAUGACACUUUGAGAUUGUCGUUGCAGUUUGGAAUGGGCUUGCAUCAUGCUGGUUUGGUAGAAUCUGAUCGUCAAAUCUCACACAAGUUGUUUGAAGCAGGCAAGAUUCAGAUUCUUAUUGCAACUUCUACUUUGGCUUGGGGUGUUAAUUUACCUGCUCAUUUAGUUAUUAUCAAGGGUACCCAGUUCUUUGACUCCAAGAUCGAAGCGUAUAGGGACAUGGACUUGACAGAUAUUUUGCAAAUGAUGGGUAGAGCUGGUCGUCCUGCUUUCGAUACUUCUGGUAUUGCAAUUGUGUAUACCAAAGAGUCCAAGAAGAUGUUUUAUAAACAUUUUUUGAAUGUGGGUUUCCCGGUGGAAUCGUCCUUGCACAAAGUGUUGGAUAACCACAUUGGUGCCGAGAUAUCUGCUGGAACUAUCUCUACCAGACAAGAAGCUAUGGACUUCUUGACAUGGACCUUCUUGUACAGAAGAGCCCAUAACAAUCCUACUUAUUAUGGUAUCGAGGAUACUACCACUGCUGGGGUUUCCCAGUUCUUGAGUGAUUUGAUCGACGAUACGAUUGAGAAUUUAAUGGAAUCGAAGUGUGUGCUCCUAGGUGGCAAAGAUGAGCUUAUUCCUACUGCCUUCUUGCAUAUAUCAUCUUAUUACUAUCUUUCUCAUAAGACUAUUAGAAAUGCUGCUAACAACCUCAAAAAGGAUUCCAGUUUCAGAGACUGUUUGAGAUUACUCUGUGAAGCUGCUGAAUACGACGAAUUGGCUACACGUCACGGUGAGGAGUUGAUCAACAUGGAAAUGUCUCAGGCUAUGAGAUUUCCUGCUGAAGACUUGGAAUGUGAGUAUAUUUGGGAUCCUCACGUCAAGGCUUACUUGUUGAUUCAGGCUUUCAUCAGCAGGGUCGAACUUCCAAUUGCCGAUUAUGCCCAGGAUACUGUUUCUGUGUUAGACCAGGCAUUGCGUAUUUUGCAGGCACUAGUGGAUACAGCGUCAGAGCUUGGAUACUUGACGACUGUGUUGAAUUUAAUAGAGUUGAUUCAGUGUCUCAAGCAACGUUAUUGGUUUGAUGAUGAUCCUAUUUCGGCAUUGCCAGGGUUGCACGUAUUUUCCAGCUCAGAAAAUUCCAGAACGGACUUGGAGGCGCUUGGAAAAAUGAAUACUGGAAAACUCUUUAAGUUUGCUGAGACUAUCGGCGUUAAAGGUUCACAAAUGCAUUCUACUUCUCCGGAAGAAGUCUUCACUGAUGAUGAUGCUAAGAAAGAGUUUGUAAGAAUUGCUUCCCAUUUGCCUACCGGAGAGCUCUUUACUUCUCAGAGAGACUCCGGUUCAUUGAAGGUGGAAAUUGUGCACAACAACUACCCACUCAACAAGGAAUUCAAGAUGUACUGUCCCCAUUUUCCCAAGAUGCAAAGAGAGUCUUGGUUUAUCAUUGUCUGUGAUGAGGUUGGAGAUGAGUUGCUUUUGAUCAAGAGGUCCUCGCCUAUAAUGCUGUCAAAGAAGGGUGUAGUUUCUUGUUCGUUGGAUAUCCCCGAUGAUUUGAAGGGAAGAGAAGUCACAAUCUUGUGUGUCAACGAUGCUGUCAAGAUCAGUUACAGCGCCAAGGUGACACUUGGUAUUUAG
This is a messenger RNA of Scheffersomyces stipitis CBS 6054, 5829 nucleotides long. RefSeq names its product putative RNA helicase (gene SLH1). Lineage: Eukaryota; Fungi; Ascomycota; Pichiomycetes; Serinales; Debaryomycetaceae. The coding region runs from base 1 to 5829 and encodes 1942 amino acids. Gene Ontology annotation, molecular function: ATP hydrolysis activity; ATP binding; nucleic acid binding. The transcript has a single exon. The record is from RefSeq and is a predicted model, not a curated record.